Molecule: messenger RNA, 1165 nt
Organism: Lolium rigidum
Lineage: Eukaryota; Viridiplantae; Streptophyta; Magnoliopsida; Poales; Poaceae
Exons: 5
Coding region: 134-1066 (310 amino acids)
Biological process (GO): proteolysis
Molecular function (GO): cysteine-type peptidase activity
Source: RefSeq, a predicted model, not a curated record
UCCUAGCACUCUGGAAACUGAAGUUGUUUGCAACAAAACUGACGUACCAGACACUGUUCAGGAAGAGUUAGUAGUAAUAUCCAGUAACGAGGACAGCGGUGACUCCUUAGAUAAGAUCUAUGCACGGAUUGAAAUGCCAACCAAGACUCCAGCAAAGGGGAAGGAACCUCUUGUUCAAGAUGCUCUUCUUACAUCUGGUGGCUCAAACAGUUUCACCCCUAUUCCUGAGCCACAUAAGAAAAGGAUUGUCAAACCAGCACAAAAUCAAAAGUCACCAUUCCUCGGAUGUAGCAAGAAGGAGACUGCUUCGAAGUUUGCAAAUGAAGUCUACGAGAGGCUUUGUUCUUACGGUGGGGAAACUAAAGAUGACAUCAACAAAAGUAAAAUCAUUGACGAUGGGAAAUACUUCAUAUACGUCCGAGACCUAGCAGAUUCAGUUAGGCCUGGAGCUUGGUUGAGCAACUCUACAUGCGAAAUGGCAAUCCGUGUUCUUGCUCCAGAGUUGGCAAAGCAGAAAAAACAUGUGAUGCCAUUAAUUCUUGCGACCAAAUUAAGGAAGGCGACGUGCAUUAAUGACAGAGUGGUUACCAAAGCAUUCAAAAUGAAUUCAGAAAAUCGUCUUGACCACAAAGAGCAGGUUAUGUUCCCAGUUCUGCAAGACCUCACUCCUGAUAUCAAACAACACACUGGUCACUACUAUCUGAUUGUGUUGAACCUAAAGGCGGAAAGGUUCGAGGUGAUGGAUUCACUUAGAGCGAAAGGCAAUCGCGUACUGGUCAAAGACUACAGGUUAAUUAUUGGAUCAAUCAAGUACCUGUGGGCUAAAAACUACAGUGAAUCUACCAUAAACAUUGAAAAUUGGGUGACAGAGCACAUCGACACCCCAAGGCAGAAAACAACGUGCAAUUGUGGAUUCUUCAUGCUUAAGGCCAUUGAGCUAUGGAAUGGAAGGAAAAUGACUGCAGCGAUCAACCCAUCUGACAUGCCCGACAUUAGGAAGCAGUCCACACUUAAGUGGCUGGAAUGUGUUGACAACAAGAUAGAGUGGCAGGAACUCCUUUUCUAAGCACAUUUCGAUGUUCUAAGGGAACUUCAUCUCAAUUCAUCAUGUUCAGGCUAGUAUUAACUGGUGCCUUCAACAUAACCUAAUGUUGCAGUCCAAAAA